AUGUCGAGCAAAGGACCCGUACUUGGGAGCCUCGCUGUUCAAGGACCAACACUUACACCUCAAAUCGUUCAUGUCUCUAAAUCGACAUGUUCAGAUCUGUCAUUAUUUAAAGAGUUGCUGAGGGAAUAUCGGAUGCUGGAUGAUACAAUAAAUAUGCGACUCAAUCGGGCUGGCGCAGCUAUUCGCGACCAGGAACGUGAACGGCCGGGGAAGACAACAGUGCAAGAUCAAGCUUGUGGACGUAUUUGGCAGGAACUUACCGCAAACUGGAAAAGAAGGCAACAACUUAUUGAAUAUUGUGCAUCCGUGAUCGAUGAAACGGUGAAUGAGAAGCAAGAGAUCAUUCAAGCCCCGGACGCGAGCCCUGCUGCAACUCGCAAAGCUAUCGCCGAGAAAUAUACCGAACAAGUCAAGCGUAACCAGAUACACAACGAAUUGACAGUAGAAAUGAUAACACGAAAACGAUCUCUCGAAGCUUUCAAGACUCGAUGUAAGUACUUUGCCCCACCGUUCAACGACGUUGAAGGUCAGAAAUUGUGGGACGAGCAACGGCCUGUUCAGUGA
This is a messenger RNA of Marasmius oreades (fairy-ring Marasmius), 564 nucleotides long. RefSeq lists its product as uncharacterized. Lineage: Eukaryota; Fungi; Basidiomycota; Agaricomycetes; Agaricales; Marasmiaceae. The record is from RefSeq and is a predicted model, not a curated record. The transcript has 5 exons. Gene Ontology annotation, cellular component: mitochondrion; mitochondrial intermembrane space. Bases 1 to 564 code for a protein of 187 amino acids.